AUGGACAUGGACGCGCUGACGCGGCGCCAGGCCGAGAAGAUCGCGUACGUGCUGCAGGACCUCCUGCGGGACCUGGAGGUCGCCUCACUCUUGCCGGUAGACCUGAGCCCGUGGACGCGGAAGGUGUGCCUCGAAACCGUUCGAACCCAACUUUGCAGCGGCGCGGAGGAGGGCGGCGAGGAGGACGAGGACGAUGACGUACGUGCGGCGCAGCUCAUCUACGGCGUCGCCGAGCGCUACGGCGACCCAACCGACGUCAACGGCAACGAGGCGCUGCUGCAGAUGGCGGGUCUCGCGGAGCUUGAGAAGGAGAUGUUGGAGGCGGCGACGGUGGUGGGCAGCGUGGAGGAGGCGGAGCUGCAGCGGCACCACAUGCUCUUUCGCGCCGUCGUGGACACCCUGCGGGAGAACGAGUAUGUGGCGAUGGUGCGGGAGAUCCAGGAGCGACAGGCCAAUGCGUUCAUCAUGAAGGAUGAUCCCGCGCUGACGCAGCUGCUGGACCCCGGCGUGUCGGCCCUGCAGCACGUCGUGGAGGCGCUGGCCGCACUCGUCGCGGCACGUAAUAGUACCACCGUGAACGAGGACGUGCGCAACUAUCGGAUUCUGCACGAGGCGGUGAACAAGGAAAAGACGGCUUCGGCGGACGUCAAGGCGCUGAAGCGGGAGUACCAGGAAACAAAGGAGUUGCACAGGGCAGAGGUGGCGGCCCUGGACGUCGAGAUUCAGCAGAUAGAGGAGGAAAUUGAGUACACCCGCAGCGUUGUCGCCAUGGAACUGGCAGCCUUCCUGGAGGUGAAUCAGCAGCUGCAGGAGGAGCGCCAGGCGCAGGAUGUGAGUCACUUGGAGGAGGUCAAGCAGCUAGCCGUCAAACACGAGGAGACGCUGGGGGAGUUGGUAGCACGAAACCAGGAGGAGUCGAACACGCUGCGAACCCAGCGAGCCAAGAAGGAGGCCGCCGUGAGUGCCGCAAUCACGGAGUACGACUUGCAGAUGUCCACGCUGCAUGCUGCCACGGCGGCCCUCAACAAGGAGGCGGAGGAGGACACCGAGGCAAUAGUUGCGCUUGAUGAGGAGCUCAACGUACUACGCACGGAAAAGAACGAGUAUGAACUAGAGAAAUUCAUUGAGUCGAUGCGAGACAAACACUACGAGGAUAUGCAGGAGGCAUUGAAUCAAAACACGCGAACCAUCCAGGUUUGUUUUCGUGCCUACAUGGCCCGCGUGAAGUUUCAGAAGGCGCAAACCGCCUCAAAGAAAAAGAAGGGGAAAAGAAGUAAGUGA
Molecule: messenger RNA, 1281 nt
Organism: Trypanosoma conorhini
Lineage: Eukaryota; Euglenozoa; Kinetoplastea; Trypanosomatida; Trypanosomatidae
Exons: 1
Coding region: 1-1281 (426 amino acids)
Molecular function (GO): protein binding
Source: RefSeq, a predicted model, not a curated record